AUGAUUCAUUAUAACUCUAUUCAUUCCCCAUAUUUUGACACAAAUGCUGCCGAACAUAGGGACUUGCAUAUUUCCUUAUCUCGCUUAAGAUACUUGAAGGUGACAAUGCAAGAAAAUUUGAAGGUGACAGUACAAAAUGAUUCAGAUCAUGAUACUGAUUUCGAGACUGGAAUUUUUGUUAACACAUCAAUACCUAUGUUUUUGGUGGAUUUCAACAUUGGUUCACGGGAGACUGCUCAAUUGGUUGCGUUGGAUACUGGAAUCUCAUUAGCUUCACAAUUGGAUAGUAGUGAGUUCUCAUAUUGUAUUGGAAAUUUAAGCGAUCCAUUUGAUGAAAAAAAUAUACUGAUCAUAGGGAAAAAAUCCGGAGGAGUUGAAAACUCAAUUCCUCUUAUUAUUAGGGAGUUCCAUUACUACGUAAAUCUUGAAGGCAUUAGCUUUGGGGGUAGGAUGCUCGGCAUUGACAAAAAGGAUUUGAGAAUGGAUAAUUUUAAAAGUGGUGGGGGUGGAAUUAUUGAUUCAGGUUCAAGUUUGAGUUUCCUUCAAGAUAUUGCAUACGAGAAACUUGAACAGUCAAUUGUUGAUUACAUAGGGGACUCAUUGGAAAGACGAUAUUUCUCUUUGGACAAGUAUCAACUUUGCUAUAUUGGACACUUGUUUAGGGAUUUUAAGGGCUUUCCAACAAUAGCAUUUCAUUUUGAUGGAGCAACAAUGGAAUUAGAUAAAGAGAAUUUGUUUAAGCAAGUAUACCCAGAUGUGGUAUGUUUAAGUGUGUUGAAUGUUGCAGAGAAUGGUGUCGAUCACAGUCUUCUUGGCGUAGAACUCCAAAAAUAUUUCUAUAUAUCAUUUGACAUGAAUGAAAUGCAAGUUAACUUUGAGAGGAUGGAAUGUGAUGCUAUUUGGGAUUAUAAUAUAUGA
Messenger RNA from Coffea eugenioides, 918 nucleotides. RefSeq names its product aspartic proteinase nepenthesin-1-like. Bases 1 to 918 code for a protein of 305 amino acids. Gene Ontology annotation, molecular function: aspartic-type endopeptidase activity. Lineage: Eukaryota; Viridiplantae; Streptophyta; Magnoliopsida; Gentianales; Rubiaceae. The transcript has 2 exons. Gene Ontology annotation, cellular component: extracellular region. Gene Ontology annotation, biological process: proteolysis. The record is from RefSeq and is a predicted model, not a curated record.